AUGAAGUGUCUGGUGACGGGCGGCAAUGUGAAGGUACUCGGCAAGGCCGUCCACUCUCUAUCCCGCAUCGGAGACGAGCUCUACCUGGAGCCCCUGGAGGACGGGCUUUCCCUCCGGACCGUGAACUCCUCCCGCUCGGCCUAUGCCUGCUUCCUCUUCGCCCCGCUCUUCUUCCAGCAGUACCAGGUAGCCACCUCCAACCAAGACCCAGUGCGGUGUAAGAUCCUGAUGAAGUCGUUCCUGUCGGUCUUCCGCUCACUGGUGAUGCUAGAAAAGACUGUGGAGAAGUGUUGCAUCACUCUGCAUGGCAGGAGCAGCCGCCUGGUGGUCCAGCUGCACUGCAAAUACGGGGUGAGGAAGAUCCACAACCUGUCCUUCCAGGACUGUGAGUCCCUGCAGGCCGUCUUCGACCCAGCUUCGUGCCACCACGUGCUCCGAGCCCCAGCCAAGGUCCUGGGGGAGGCUGUACAGCCCUUCCCCCUAGCACUGGCUGAAGUGACCCUGGGCAUUACCCGUGGCCGCAGGGUGAUCCUACGAAGUUAUCAGGAGGAUGAGGCAGCAGACAGCACCAUCAGAGCCAUGGUAACAGAGAUGAGCAUCGGAGAGGAAGACUUCCAGCAGCUGCAGGCCCAGGAAGGGGUAGCCAUCACUUUCUGUCUCAAAGAACUCCGGGGCCUCUUGAGCUUCGCUGAGUCAGCAAAUCUGUCCCUCAGCAUUCACUUUGAUGAACCUGGCAGGCCUGCCAUCUUCACUGUUGAGGAUUCACUGCUGGACGGUCACUUUGUCUUGGCCACUCUCUUAGAGCCAGACCCACAGUCCCAGGGCCUGGGCUCCCCGCAGCCCCACAUGCCAGGUCCUCCGUUACAGGCUUCCAGCACGCCCCCCCUGGACGACUUUGCCAAUGAUGACAUGGACUCUUACAUGAUUGCCAUGGAGACCACAGUGGGCAUCGAAGGCUCGCGAACCCUGCCCUCCCUCUCCCCUGGCCUCCGUGCCCCUUGUAGCCCAGGAUCAAACUCAGAGGACGAUGACAACAAAGAUGACCCGAGCACAGUGCCUGGGACCCCCCCACCAAAGAAGUUCCGCUCCCUGUUCUUUGGCUCCAUCCUGGCCCCAGACCACUCCCCCCAGGGCCCUAGCCCUGUGCUGGCUGAAGACAGUGAGGGUGAGGGCUGA
Messenger RNA from Chrysochloris asiatica (Cape golden mole), 1176 nucleotides. RefSeq names its product RAD9 homolog A (S. pombe) (gene RAD9A). The transcript has 11 exons. The coding region runs from base 1 to 1176 and encodes 391 amino acids. Gene Ontology annotation, biological process: cellular response to ionizing radiation; DNA repair; DNA replication checkpoint signaling. NCBI's taxonomy places the organism in Eukaryota, Metazoa, Chordata, Mammalia, Afrosoricida, Chrysochloridae. Gene Ontology annotation, cellular component: checkpoint clamp complex. The record is from RefSeq and is a predicted model, not a curated record.